CUCACGUGCUCUCUCUCUCUCUCUCUACGUCUCUCGCGAGUUCUCGUCCCAUUUCGGGUGAUGCGGUAUCGGUGCUCUCUUUGAUGUCUGUCGCGUAUCUGCUUCUCCUGCUGACUUUGGUUUACACUCAGAGAUGUGGCCAGGAGCGACCCGUGUCUGUGUCGUCGAUUUGCGCUGUCGCCUGAAGAUCCGCUCCAGUCCCUUCAGAUAUGUUUGAUUGGAACGACGAAGAGCUUGCUAGCAUAAUAUGGGGCGAGUCCGAGGAGACCGGUGACCAUAUAGUCCCCCAUCCUGAAGGAAAUGAAGAUCAUCAAAAGAAGAAAGGAUGGAACCAAGAAACUGCUCCAAUCAAACCUACAGAAGAAAAGAUCCUUGGGCUGAAAAGUGACUUUAAUGACUCAAAAAAGGGAAGUAGUGCUAAUGUCAAUAAAAAGAGAUGUUCAGAUGUAUCUGCAUUUGGCUCGGGUUCAUGGCCUAACCUAUCUCCAUCAAAUGCUGUUACAAAUGAUAUGCAAACCACUGAUCCAAGAUAUGGCUCUCUUAAAGCAGGGCUAGUUGAACCUGACAAGGCUUCUGAAUGCUCCGAAAAUACCCAUGAAGAUAAAGAACAGGGCGAAUUUGAUGACUAUGGCUGGGCAACCAUUGGGAGCUUUGAAGAUCUUGAUCGGAUUUUUAGCAACGAUGAGUCACUAUUUGGCAGUGUUAGUCUUGACAGUUCGGAUGAGCUAUGGUCUUCUAGCAAAAAUGUGACUCUUAGCCCCAUAAAGUCAGUCACUGGACAUGCGGAUUCACCUACUCUGCUGUCAAAACCAGUAACAGAUGCAUCAGAGGGUGUGGAAGUAAAAGCAGAAUAUGUUCAACAAGACCACUCUGUUAGACUUGCUUACAAGGAGAUGAAUGGCCAUGCAUCCCCCCACUUGCCGCACUCACAGAUUUUGAAGAAAGUGGAAGAUCCUUUAGGUAUGAGUAAGCCUGGGCUAGAUAAUCAGACAAAUGUAGGCAUGGUGGAAAAGGGCGCAGCAGUGAACUCUGGCUUUGAUGUCAAUAUUUCAACCCCAGCUCAAUCUGCAGAGAAGUCUCAAAAGAAGCUGCUAAGCAACCAGGAUGAUGCUUUGGAGGGAAGAAGCCGAGUAAGACCAUUAGAAGAAGUCGGCAGGGCCUGGUAUUCUACUGGAGAUGCAACUGGACCAUAUGAACAACAGUUGGCACCCCGCAUAAUGCCAUAUGACAGGGAAGAUUCAAGUUGGUCAAGACAGCUUCGGAAUCCCGACUCUCUGCCAAACAGUCCCGUAUCAAACACUUACAUGGCUCUUGCAGUAGGGAAUAGGGUGAAUCCUUAUCCACUAAUGCCUCUGAUGUCCCCAACUCUAUCUGGAGAAUGCAAGAAGACAACUCUGAUAUCUGGCUAUGAAGAAUCCUCUGGAAGUGCAAACCAUGUAAAGAAUGUUGUUGAUAUUCCUGAGAAAAGUCUAAGCAUGACACCACAAGAAAAGAUUGAAAAAUUAAGGCGGCGGCAACAGAUACAAGCAAUGCUUGCUAUUCAGAAACGGCAAGAGCAGUUAACUCAACAUGUCUCUGGUCAUUCUGUUGCUGAGAAAUGCGCCCAGAAGAAUCAAGUGCUAUCUCUUGAGGGUCCUGAUGGUGAAGUUGCUGACAUGGGCCCAUUUGCUUCUCUUGAUCCAAGCUCACCUCUGGAAUAUGAUUAUUCCGACUCAAUGUCUAUGGCAGUUGAUGACUAUUCAGUGGAGGAUACCAUACUUCAGAAACUUCAAGACGUAAUCACCAAGUUGGAUAGCAGGAUUAGAUUUUGCAUGAGAGAUAGCUUGUUUCGAUUAGCUCAAAGUGUGAUGCAAAGACAACAGAUCGGUGAGACUGGCACAACCGAAGUAAACACCAGGCAACAGCACGAAAUGGUCGUUAAAGAAGUGAAUGCUGGUGACAGCAGGCGGGCUAAAAUGGGUACUGCUGAAACAGAAACGAAUCCCAUAGACCGCACUGUUUCUCAUCUUCUUUUCCACAGACCUGUGGAAACUGCAUCAAAGCAUUCAGGGCUGGCUGAAUCAUCUGUUUCAACUAAUUUUUCUUCUGAGCGAAAAGCUGUGGGGUCGGGCAACUUGGGGGGAAUAGACUUGCGAGAUAGUCCCAACAGCAGACAAAUUAUCCCUUGCCAGGGUCCAAAGACUCCUACAAGCACGCGUGCUGAGCCCCGGAAAUCUGGUCAGUUUGAAGCUUCAGAGAACACCUUGAGCAGUGGACGCAUUGAUGAUGCAACUAUGGAGGUUGAAGCCUCUUACCGAUGAAAAGGCCAACAUCAUGAGGGGUAAUUCCUUCCUUUAUCUCUUCCAUGCCUAUGUGUACAUUUAUCGUGCUAGUUAUACAGAUCUACUGGUAAUUUGGAGUUUUGUUUUAUUGUCAGCCAAGUGGAUCUUCAUCAAGUGGCAGCGAGAAUCCUUGUCGUGGGAAGGAGCUAGAAGAAAAAUCAUCAGCACGUGUCAGCAAGAAGUGUUAUUUAUUCUAUCAUGUCUAAACAUCCUCUCUGUUUCAUCUUGACAACUGAGGGCUGUCUCUUCAACCAUAAUAUAGAUGAUCUGUACAGCUCGGCUGCGCGUGUGAUUGUCAAGCUUCUCAAUGUCACUGAGUAUGGGCAAAUGGAUGCAUUCAAUAGCCUGCGAAUUGCAUUUGA
Messenger RNA from Rhodamnia argentea, 2683 nucleotides. RefSeq names its product protein LNK2-like. Bases 210 to 2300 code for a protein of 696 amino acids. The record is from RefSeq and is a predicted model, not a curated record. NCBI's taxonomy places the organism in Eukaryota, Viridiplantae, Streptophyta, Magnoliopsida, Myrtales, Myrtaceae. Gene Ontology annotation, biological process: regulation of DNA-templated transcription; circadian rhythm. The transcript has 8 exons.